UUUUUGGUUUCUGUUUUUUUCCAAGUUUAUGCAAAGAAGGAAAUUCACAAACAAGAAUAUCUCCCCUUCUCUCCUGCUUGAUCUCCUGGUUCUCUCUAGGCUCACAUUCUCUGCUUUGGAGGCUGAGGCAGGAGGAUCACUUGAGCCCUGGAAGACCCUGUCUCAAAAAUAAAACAGAAAGAAAAACCUAGACAAACAAAAAGAAUUUUUCCUCUCUGCUGGGUCUUAAUAUCUGGGACCCACUGCAGGGUCUCUGGCUGGGAAAUCUUUUCUUCUUGCUCCAUCUUUGUCUCCAGACACCCACUAUUGGGAUCAACUGCAGAGUAUGUGGUGUGUCAGUGGACUGUAGAAACCCGGAUUUCUCCCCAGAUGUUACCUAGAAGGAGGGACCUGCAAGAGGAGGGGCGACCCUGCCUUUUCCCUUGGGAGUCCACUCUUGUGGGGAGUGGGCCCACAAGGCUCUCACUAGCAAAACAACUAGAGAAGACCAAAGGUUGGAAUGGUCUCCCAGCUCAGAGAGGAUCCGUUGUCCCACCGUUUGACCAAUGAGGUGGUUCACACGUGUCCCACCAUCGGCAGCAAUGUGGAGGAGAUUGUUCUUCGGAAGACCCACUUCCUCAUGUGGGACAUCGGGGGACAGGAGGCUCUGCGCUCCACCUGGAGUACAUACUACUCCAACACGGAGUUCGUCAUCCUUGUGAUUGACAGCACAGACCGGGAUCGGCUGUCGACCACUCGGGAGGAGCUGUACAAGAUGCUGGCCCAUGAGGCACUUCGAGAUGCUUCAGUGCUGAUCUUUGCCAACAAGCAGGAUGUGAAGGACUCCAUGACCACCGUGGAGAUCUCCCAGUUCCUCACUCUCAGUGCCAUCAGAGACCAUCCGUGGCACAUACAAGGCUGCUGUGCUCUGACUGGGGAAGGGUUAGUGGCUGCCAGACCUGGAUCUGAUCCACCAAUGGACAGGGGCCAUCAGAACCCCACUCCUGUCUCUCUCCUGUCAGAAUCUGGCUCACAGUUGGCUACUGGGCCAAAUCAGAUGAAAGGGGUUGAAUUGUUGAAAUCAGGUUGGUGGGUAAGCUGAGUCCCUGCUCUCCAGGGCCUCCUAAUGCUCAGGUAACCCUCCACAUCAGCACAAGGGCAAGCUGGGUCUGACUUAGCUCUGGUGGUCAGGGAUGGCCUCUCCUAGAGAUGUAGUUUUUGAGCUGAGACCCAAACAAAACCCAAAUGAAGAGAAGGGACAGUCAUGGAAAGACCUAGGGGACAAAGACUUAGGGGAUUGAACCCAGGGGACAAAGACUUAGGGGACUGAACCCAGGGGCACUUAAUCACUGAGCCAAAUCCUCAGCCCUUCAUAUGUUUUAUUUAGGGACCCAGUCUUUCUAAGUUGCUUAGGGCUUCCCUAAGUUGCUGAGGUUGGCUUUCAAUUUGUGAUCCUCCUACCUCAGCCUCCCAAGCCACUGGGAUUACAGGCAUGUGCUAUUAUCCUUGAAUUUCUGCAAAGAGUACAUGACACCAUUCCAUCAACAGAUUUUUAUCAAAUACCUACUUCAUGCCAGGUAGUGUUUUGGGUAUUGGUGAAACAGCAGAAAACAAAACAGACAAAAACUCCUGCCUUCAUGGAGCUACAUUCCAGUGGGGGAGAGAGACAAUAAACCAACCAAACAAACAAACAAAAAAACUGAACCUGUAUAGAAGUUAAAAAGUGAUAAAUGUUAAGCAGGGGGAGUAGGAAAGGGAGACUGGAAGUAUGUGGAAGGAAUGUUGUGAUUUUUUGGUUGGGGGCAGUACAGGGGAUUGAACCCUGAGGCACUUAAUCAUUGAGUUACACCCCCAGUUCUUUUUUUUUUUUUCCCCCAGUU
This is a messenger RNA of Sciurus carolinensis (gray squirrel), 1859 nucleotides long. RefSeq names its product ADP ribosylation factor like GTPase 5C (gene Arl5c). The record is from RefSeq and is a predicted model, not a curated record. Gene Ontology annotation, cellular component: cytoplasm; trans-Golgi network. Lineage: Eukaryota; Metazoa; Chordata; Mammalia; Rodentia; Sciuridae. Gene Ontology annotation, molecular function: GTPase activity; GTP binding. Gene Ontology annotation, biological process: intracellular protein transport; protein localization to Golgi membrane; vesicle-mediated transport. The transcript is spliced from 4 exons. Bases 500 to 1081 code for a protein of 193 amino acids.